Messenger RNA from Salvia splendens (bonfire salvia), 1178 nucleotides. RefSeq lists its product as uncharacterized. The coding region runs from base 77 to 1087 and encodes 336 amino acids. NCBI's taxonomy places the organism in Eukaryota, Viridiplantae, Streptophyta, Magnoliopsida, Lamiales, Lamiaceae. The transcript is spliced from 4 exons. The record is from RefSeq and is a predicted model, not a curated record.
UCAUAUUUUGCUCUCUUUUUACCCUCCUUAUUCCUCAAGCGAUUUCGUUCUUGUGCACGGUUCUUCGAAAGGCUACAUGGCUGAUUUUCGGGGUAGCAAAGCAACUAUGCACUCCUCUUCUGGUGGUCGCGGAACUAGCAGGGGUCUUCGACCCCAACAACCCAAAAGCGAAAGGACUCGGCGUAUUUGGACUGAUCGGGAGGAAGGGGUUUUACUUGCGACCUUGAAGGAGCUCGUUGCUCAGGGUUGGAAAUCUGAUAAUGGAUUUCGCGUCGGAUACCUUGUUAGACUGGAAGAGGCGCUACGCCGUGAGUUUCCAACAACGGAUCUGAAGGUUAAUCCCAAUAUCAUAUCGAAGGUGUCUGCAUGGAAAAAGAGUUAUUACUCUCUUCAACAGAUCCUUAAUCUAAGUGGUAUCGGUUUUAAUCUGAAUGAAGACCACAAAAUUGACUGUGAUGACCAACAGUGGGCAGAAAUUGUGAAGAAAGAUGGAAAUGCAAGGUUCAUGCGUGGCAAAUCAUGGCCCUACUUUGACGACUGGAAGGAGAUUUUUGGUAAGGAUCGAGCCAAUGGGGAAGGCGCGGAGGACAUAAUGGAUGCAGUAAACAACAUAUGCUCACAAGAGAACCUCGGGGGGCUUGGCGAAGACAAUAACUAUAACGCAGGCUUAGGAGAUUUCUUCAUGCCCAACCAAGUGCCUGACCACCAGUCUCCUAUCGCUGACUCAGACGGUGUAUUUAGUGACGUGAAUGAAACAAUAACACAGAAGACAUCGACAAAGAAACGCAAGGCCGUGGGAGAAAUGGAUGAUGGUCUGGUUGAGAUGCUUGGGAAAAUGCAUGAUGCUACCAAUGAUCGUCUUCAGUGCUUGGCUUCCCGUAUUGGAUACGAGUUUGACCUCACUAAAGCUCGAAAAGAAGUGUUUGAUCUUGUUGAACUUGUGCCGGGGCUAUCAAUUAGGCAACAAUUUGCUGUGUGUGGAUUUAUACUAGAUAAGGUGGAACGUCUCGACUUCUUCAUGGGACUGCGCGAGGCAGCAAAGGAGGAGUAUGUGCUUAUGGUGUUGGAGCAAUUAUCGCCGAAAUGAUAUCAUAUUUUCGAUUAGUGUUAUAAUAGACUAAGAUAAUCCUUUUUGGUGAUGAUUUUUUUAGACUUAGUACUGUUUUUAAACUUAUAUC